Messenger RNA from Melanotaenia boesemani (Boeseman's rainbowfish), 1367 nucleotides. RefSeq names its product ubiquitin-fold modifier 1 (gene ufm1). NCBI's taxonomy places the organism in Eukaryota, Metazoa, Chordata, Actinopteri, Atheriniformes, Melanotaeniidae. The record is from RefSeq and is a predicted model, not a curated record. The coding region runs from base 132 to 395 and encodes 87 amino acids. Gene Ontology annotation, cellular component: cytoplasm; nucleus. The transcript is spliced from 6 exons. Gene Ontology annotation, biological process: protein K69-linked ufmylation.
UGAACACCCCCCAAAAACAGUAACCAUACAGAGAUAUGUAUCAAAGUUACAUGGAUGACGUGUAUGUAUGGGUCCUUCGGACUUCCGGGUUGAGAUAAACAGAUUCCAUACGGAGUUACCUCACCUAAAAGAUGGCCAAAGUGACGUUUAAAAUCACCCUGACGUCGGAUCCCCGGUUGCCAUACAAAGUAUUAAGUGUCCCAGAAAGCACACCGUUCACAGCAGUUUUGAAGUUUGCAGCUGAGGAGUUUAAAGUGCCGUCAGCAACGAGUGCAAUAAUAACAAAUGAUGGAAUAGGAAUCAACCCUGCGCAGACGGCAGGGAAUGUGUUUCUAAAGCACGGCUCAGAGCUUCGACUCAUUCCCAGAGACAGAGUGGGCGGACAAGGAGACUGACUUAUGCUGCUUUUCCACGUUGAUGGCAUAAUGACUCACACAGCGGAAUCAAACAACACUUAAAACCUGGGAAACACCUUAGUGUGUGUCAUUAUGUAUGUUCUGGCCCAAAACUGACAGUGACUCACAUGAGAAUAUUCAUAUUUAAACUUGGCGCACACAUUUUCACGGCCCCACAUCAUCAUUCUUAGCCAGUUUCAGAAAUAUAGAGUAACAUCAACCAAGACUCCAUGAAUUAAUGAGUAAUUAAAGACAAAACUAGCAGCUGCAUCCAGGUUAUUGGCUAAAAUUAACAAAUGAGUAAACAGUAACAUUUGCAUGUUUGUAAAUGUCAAUAAACAAUCAGUAUGACUUGCAGUACAUCCCAAAUAUUCUCUGUACUUUUUGGAUAUAAAAGGUCUUUUUUUCUUUUUUUAAAUACAUGUGCAUCAUUCUUUGAGGACCAUUGUUGCCUCAUAGUGGAUGUUCAUACAUGUCACUUGCCUGUUCACAUUAGUUGUUUUUUUUUAGGCACCUGGUGACAGGCAGUUUUACUCAGAGAACAGCCUGCACUGUGCAUCUGUGCUGAACCUGUGGACCAGAUGCUUCUUUAACUAGAAUAUAGAGUUAUGAAACAAUUAAAUGAAACUGUGCAAGCACGUGGCUCUUUGCUGCCCUCUGCCAGCUCACAUUUUAGUUGUACUCAACUCAAUACCUCACCUUUGAAUUUUUAGUUUUGCAUUGUUCAUCUUCACACAUUAAAUACAGAAAAUCUCCACAUGAGCACUUGGAGUGUUUUGAUUUGCAAAGCUAGCUUGAUUAUGAUCUGAUGAGCAGGUGUUGAGGAAACAAGGCAGGCUUCCAAAAAGCUUUAAUUAACAAGCAGAGCUCCCUUGAAUGUGUCACAGUAGCUAACAUCAUUACUAAGGUCCAUACAACACCAUUUACAGAUUCCAUCAUUAUAUAGGAAAUAAACAUGAAGUGUUCGCAGUC